This is a messenger RNA of Rhizophagus irregularis DAOM 181602=DAOM 197198, 4692 nucleotides long. NCBI's taxonomy places the organism in Eukaryota, Fungi, Glomeromycota, Glomeromycetes, Glomerales, Glomeraceae. The record is from RefSeq and is a predicted model, not a curated record.
AUGAAAAUGGAAUUGGCAGUAGAAAAUGGAAGCACUAAUUCACAAUAUAGUUUAGGAUUAUAUUAUGAAAAUGGAAGCACUAAUUCACAAUAUAGUUUAGGAUUAUAUUAUGAAAAUGGAAUUGGUAUUACUAAAAAAAACACAACUGAAGCUUUUCCUUGGUAUCAAAGAGCAUCAAUAACAAAUAAUAAUGCACAAUAUAGACUGGGUUUAUGUUAUGAAAAUGGAAUUGGUACUUCAUCAGAUUAUUAUAAAGCAUUUUAUUAUUAUCAAAAAGCAGCAGAAAAUGAGAAUAAAGACGCACAAUAUAAAUUGGGUUUAUGUUAUAAAAAUGGAAUUGGUACUGAAAAAAAUGUAAGUCUGGCUUUUUAUUGGUAUCAACAAGCAGCUGAAAACGAAAAUAAAGAUGCACAAUAUAAAUUAGGCAUGUGUUAUAAAAAUGGAAUAGGUACUAAAAAAAAUAAAGAAAAAGCUUCUUAUUGGUAUCAAAAAGCAAAAAAUAAUACUGGUAUUAAUAAAAAUGAAAAUAAAGUUUUUUAUUGUCAUCAAAAUGUAGCAAAAAAUGAAAAUGAAAAUAUACAAUAUAACUUGAGUUUAUAUUAUAGUGAAGGAUUUAAUAUUAAUGAUAAAGUUAAGGCUUUUAAUUGGUAUCAAGCUGCUGCAACAAAUGGAAAUCAAGAUGCACAAUAUAAAUUAGGUUUAUGUUACGAAAAUGGAAUUGGUAUUGAAAAAGAUUUUGAGAAAGCCUUUUGCUGUUACCAAAAAUUAGCAGAAAAUGAAAGUAGUGACGGACAAAUUAAACUGGGUCAUUUUUAUAUAAAUGGAAUUGGUAUUGAAAAAAGUAAUGUUAAAGCAUUUUAUUGGUAUCAAAAAGCAGCAGAAAACGGAAUUAAUAGUGCGCAAUAUAAUUUGGGUUUAUGUUACGAAAAUGGAAUUGGUAUUGAAAAAGAUGAGGUUAAAGCUUUUUAUUGGUAUCAAAAAGCAGCAGCGAAUAAAAAUGCAGAUGCACAAUAUAAUUUGGGUUUAUGUUAUGAAAAUGGAAUUGGUAUUGAAAAAAAUGAUCUUACAGCUUUUAAUUGGUUUCAAAAAGCAGCAAAAAAUGAAAAUGCAAAUGCACAAUAUAGUUUAGGUUUAUGUUAUGAAAAAGGAAUUGGUAUUGAAAAAAAUGAGGUAACAGCAUUUUAUUGGUAUCAGAAAGCAGCAGAUAAUGGAAAUAAUAGUGCACAAUAUAAUCUAUGCUUAUGUUAUGAAAAUGGAAUUGGUAUUGAAAAAAAUAAUGUUAAAGCAUUUUAUUGGUAUCAAAAAGCAGCAGAAAAUGGAAUUAAUGGUGCACAAUAUAAUUUGGGUUUAUAUUAUGAAAAUGGAAUUGGUACUGAAAAAGAUGAAGCAAAAGCUUUUUAUUGGUAUCAAAAAGCAGUAGAAAAUGGAAUUAAUGAUGCACAAUAUAAUUUAGGCUUAUGUUAUGAGAAUGGAAUUGGUACUGGAAAAGAUAAUUUUCAAGCAUUUUAUUGGUAUCAAAAAGCAGCAGAAAAUAGAAAUGAGAAUGCACAAUAUAAUUUAGGCAUGUUUUGGGAAAAUGGUGUUGGCACUAAUAAAGAAGAUAACAUUAUGGCUUUUUAUUGGUAUCAAAAAGCAGCAGAAAAUGAAAACAGUAAUGCACAAUAUAGAUUGGGUUUAUGUUAUAAAAAUGGUAUUGGUGUUGAAAAAUGUAAUGUUAAAUCUUUUUAUUGGAAUAAAAAAGCAGCAGAAAAUCAAAAUGUAAAUGCACAGUAUAAUUUGGGUAUAUGCUAUGAGAAUGGAAUUGGUAUUGAAAAAGAUGAAGCUAAAGCUUUUUAUUGGUAUCAAAAAGCAGUAGAAAAUGGAAUUAAUGAUGCACAAUAUAAUUUAGGCUUAUGUUAUGAGAAUGGAAUUGGUAUUGAAAUAGACGAAGUUAAAACUUUUUACUGGUACGAAAAAGCUGCGGAAAAUGGAAAUAAUGAUGCACAAUAUAAUUUAGGUUUAUGCUAUGAAAGUGGAAUUGGUAUUGAAAAGAAUAAAGCUAAAGCUUUUUAUUGGUAUCAAAAAGCAGCAAGCAAUUUUAAUAAUAAUAAUGCACAAUAUAAAUUAGGUUUAUUCUAUGAAAAUGGAAUUGGUAUUGAGAAAAGCUAUGCUCAAGCUGUUAAUUGGUAUCAAUCAGCAGCAAAUAAAAAUGCGAAUGCACAAUUUAAUUUAGGCUUAUGUUAUGAAAAUGGAAUUGGCAUUGCAAAAAAUGAUGCCGUGGCUUUUAAUUGGUAUCAAAAAGCAGCAGAAAACGGAAUUAUUAGUGCACAAUAUAAUUUAGGUUUAUGUUACGAAAAUGGAAUUGGUAUUGGAAAGGAUGAAAUUAACUUUGCAGAAACCUCUGACAGAUGUAAAUUUCAGUAUUCUUUGAAUAUUUUUGGACAAGGAUUUUGCGACUUUUUAGUUCUUUGGAUAUGGAUUUUGGAAAUUAGCUCUGACUUGAAAGCUGGAAUUCUAGAUAAUGGCGAGUUGAACUCAAAACUUUUAAAAAAACUUUUUAUCAUUUUUUUUUUCAAUCAGUUCCGACUUGGAAAACUGAAAUCUCAAAGAUUGGAAAUCAGCUCUGACGGAUGUAGACACCAGAUUCCCAAUAGGACUCCUAUAUUUAGAACUCUUGAUGGAUUUCCAAUUGAUCGGAUGGUUUCAGCAAAGAAAGCAUUUUAUUGGUAUCAAAAAGCAGCAGAAAAUGGAAAUAAUAAUGCACGAUAUAGCUUAAGUUUAUGUUAUAAAAACGAAGAAGACUUAAGAAAGGCUUUUUAUUGGUGUGAAAAAGCAGCAGAAAAUGAAAAUGAGAAUGCACAAUAUAAUUUAGGCGUAUGUUAUGAAGAUGGAAUUGGUAUUAACAUGGACAAAUAUAAAGCUUGUCAUUGGUAUCAGAAAGCAUCAGAAAAUGGAAAUAAAAAUGCACAAUAUAAUCUAGGUUUAUGUUAUGAAAAAGGAAUUGGCAUUGAAAAAGAUGAAAUUAAAGCUUUUUAUUGGUAUCAAAAAUCAAUAGAAAAUGGAAAUAAUAAUGCGCAAUACAAUUUGGGUUUAUUUUAUGAAAAUGGAAUUGGUAUUGAAAAAAGUAAUUUCCAAGCUUUUUAUUGGUAUCAAAAAGCAGCAGAAAAUAACAAUAAGAAUGCACAAUAUAGUUUAGGUUUGUGUUAUGAAAAAGGAAUAGGAAUUGAAAAAAAUGAUGAUAAAGCUUUUCAUUGGUAUCAAAAAGCAGCGGAAAAUGCAAAUAAAAAUGCACAAUAUAAUUUAGGUUUAUAUUAUGAAAAAGGAGUUGGUAUUAAUAAAACUAAUAAAGAUGAUGCCAAAGCUUCUUAUUGUGAAAAGAAUGAAAUAAAAGCUUUUUAUUGGUAUCAAAAAGCAGCAGAAAAUGGAAAUAAUAGUGCACAACAUAGAUUGAGUGUAGUAUAUGAAAAUGGAAUUGGAACUGAAAAAGAUGAAACUAAAGCUUUUUAUUGGUGUCAAAAGGCAGCAGAAAAUGGAAAUAAAGAUGCACAAUAUAAAUUAAGUAUUUAUUUUAAUAACGGAACUGUUACUAAAAGGGAUGAAGUUAAAGCUUUUUAUUGGUAUCAAAAAGCAGUAGCAAAUAAAGAUGAGGAAGCACAGCGUGAUGAAGGUGAAAAGUAUGAUGUUAAAACAUUUGAGUGGUUUAAAAAGGCAGAAAAAGAAAGUGAGAAUGCAACUGAAUGGAUUGAAACUGCCUUAAAAUAUAAUCAGGUUAAAUAUAUAUCUUAUGAUGAAUUAGAAAAUGUAGAGCCUUUUUUUGGUACGGGAGCAUUUGGACAUAUUAGUAGAGCAAUUUGGACCAAAAUACAUGAUUAUGUUAUUUGUAAAAAAUUAUCCAAUACAGCAGAUAUUAAGCAUACUUUAUUAGAUGCUUUUAUUCAUGAAUUAAAAAUACAUUUACAGCUUGAUUAUAGUAAUAGGAUUGUACGUUGUUUAGGCAUUACUAGUUUAGAUCCGAUAAAGAAAUCUGAUUACCUUCUUAUAAUGCAAUAUGCUGACGGUAGUGAUCUUCAAAGUUACCUCAAAGAUAAUUUUAAGAAUUUAACUUGGGAUGAUAAGAAAAAAUUAGCAUUUCAAAUUGCAGAUGGAUUAAAUUAUUUGCAUAACGAAAAUAUUUUACAUAGAGAUCUUCAUUCUAAAAACAUAGUUAUUCAUGAGCAUAAUGCUAAAAUUACUGAUUUUGGUAUUUCAAAAAUUCAAAAUGAUCCAAAAUCAACAGUUUAUAUGGGAAAUUUUGGCGUUAUUUCAUAUAUGGAACCAAAACGUAUCUUUGAUCAAAAUUUUCCAUAUACUAAAUCAUCAGAUAUAUAUAGCUUUGGUGUAUUAAUGUGGGAAAUUUCUAGUGGAUAUCCUCCAUUUAAAGAUUGGGAUAAAGCUUCACUUCCUUAUAAAAUUAACAAUGGCGUUCGUGAAGACACAAUUCCUGAUACUCCUAUUGAAUAUGAAAAACUUUAUAAAAAUUGCUGGGAUCAAGAACCUGAGCGGAGACCAACUAUCAAUGAUGUGUUAGACGAGUUUGAAAAAAUGGGUUUUGGGAUUAACGCUAGAAAUAAGUCAAUUAAAGAUAACGAAAAUUUAACUUCUGGAUUGCAAAUUAAUAAUGAAUCUUUGGAAUUUACUCAAUCAUCUGAUCAAUGCAUUAAAUUGAAUUAUUAA